Fusarium sp. VM40 is the source of this 1860-nucleotide messenger RNA. The record is from the annotation of a GenBank genome assembly. NCBI's taxonomy places the organism in Eukaryota, Fungi, Ascomycota, Sordariomycetes, Hypocreales, Nectriaceae.
AUGCCAGGCGCUGGCAAGACGAUCCUCACCUCAAUCGUAAUCGAAACUCUAGAGACACUAUACUUAUUAGAUGAUAAAGAUAUUGGGAUUGCAUAUGUUUAUUGCAAUUUUCGACGACAAGACGAGCAAACGGCCAGGGAGCUUCUAGCGAGCCUUCUCAAGCAGCUUCUACAAAGUCUAUCAACAUUGCCAGAAAUUGCGAAAUCACUUUACAAUAAGCAUAACACAAAGGAUUCACGGCCGUCAUUAGAGGAAAUCUCUAACACCUUACCUUCUAUUAUCAAACUCUAUUCAAGAGUCUUUAUCUUAAUUGAUGCAAUUGAUGAGUGUCGGAAAUCAGAUGGCAGUCAAACAAGAUUCUUACAGGAGGUCUUUGAGCUGCAAAGAAAGUCCAAAUUCAACAUCUUCGCCACUUCCAGGCCGAUACCUGGCAUUGUGGAUCAAUUUAAAGAUAGCAUUUCACUGGAAAUACGUGCUACUGACGAGGAUGUUCGGAUGUUCCUCCGUAGUCAAAUGACUCAAUUGCCAGGUUUCCUUUGCCGACAGGACCUUCAAGAGGAGGUUAUAAACGAAAUAGUUCGCUCUGUAAAGGGGAUGUUCCUUUUGUCGCAACUUCAUCUUGACUCACUGCGGGGCAAAACUUCGGUCCAAGCAGUCCGCAAAGCUAUUGCCAAGUUACCAAGUGGUUCAGAUGUAUACUACCAUGCAUACGAGACGGCGAUGGAGCGCAUUCAAAGUCAAAUGUCAGACCAUCGAGACUUGGCUUUGCGGGUUCUUUCAUGGAUUACCUGCGCGAAGAGGCCGCUUACCGUGGAAGAACUUCGACAUGCCCUUGCUGUCGAGGUUAGCACGAUUGAAUUAGAUAAGGAUGCGAGGCCAGAAAUCGAUAUCAUGGUGCAGGUAUGUAUUGGACUAGUUACAAUUGAUGAAGGCGACGCCAUCAUUCGACUAGUUCAUUACACAGCGCAGGAAUACUUCGUCAAAACGCAAGCCAUCUGGUUUUCGAAGGCUGAGAGUGAUAUUACAACGACCUGCGUAACCUAUCUAAAUUUCCAACAGUUCAAGAGUGGACGUUGUCUCAAUGAGGAAGAUUUCAGCAAACGACUGCAGCUGAAUCCUCUAUUCCACUAUGCUUCAAAGAAUUGGGGUCAUCAUGCUCGAAACACUACAACUAUCUGCGAGGGUAUUCUGGACUUUCUUGAGUCAAACUCAAGUGUGCAGGCAUCAGCCCAAGCACUAUUGGCAGACGAGAUAAUUCCUCUGCUACGUAUUCCGUAUAGACACACGGGACUACACCUUGCAGCGUACUUCGGUGCUGUAGCAGUAACACGAAGCCUUCUUCGCGUGAAAAGUCCUGAUCUGGAAGACGGAAUAAAUCAAACAGCAAUAUUCCAUGCAGCUCGUAAUGGCCAUGGAGCUGUUAUGAAACUACUUCUCGAGAGCGGUGCUAAGGCAGAUUGGAGAGACUUUGAAUGGAGAACGCCGCUAUCAUUGGCAGCCCAGGGGGGGCAUGUCACUGUUGUUCAGUUGCUUCUUGAUUAUAAUGCCGAAAUCGACUGGGAGGAUAUUAGGGGACGAACGCCGUUAUCAUUGGCGGCGUAUGAGGGUCAUAAUGCCGUUGUCCAGCUACUUCUUGAUAAUAAUGCUAAAUUUGAUUCAGGGGAUGAAGAUGGGCGGACCCCAUUAUCAUUCGCAGCCGAGGAGGGACAUGCGGCUAUCGCUCAGCUACUUCUUGAGAAUGGCGCCAAUGCCAACUCGCAUGAUCAUCUGGGCCAUACUCCACUGGCAUACGCAAUUGGCGGCAAGCAUAAGGAGGUUUGCGAUCUGCUUAGCAAGCUCAAUCCAAGCCUAUCUAGUUAG